GCGAGCAAAUAAACAGGCGAACGAAAAUACAGAGGCAAGCGGGCGGACACGGACAGGCACUCGAUAUCUAUUUGUUUGGCGAAUGUGAAAAAUUUUCGUAUCAAAUUUUAUACGCGUACGCGGCGGCCUUUUCGAAAAUUUUUUGCUGCAGCUGUCGUCGUCGGUGGUGGUGGUGUGCUUGUAUUUCGCGUGUUCGGCGGUCUUUCUCCCCCACAAACCCCCAUGUCCGUAUCGUUAUGCUGGAAAAGCCGAACCAUGUUUUGCGUGCUUCGAACUCUCGCGAUCCUAUUGGUUUUAAGUGCGGUGGCGUUCGAUUUUGCGGCAGCCGCCAAAAAAGACGCGUCUGUGCCGGCGCCAAAAGCUGCCGAAACGUCAAAAGCCAAUCCAUCAACCAAACAUUCCGAACCUGUUAUCGAAGACGUGACCGCCAAACAAUUGGAAAAAGUACUCAACGAGAAAGAUUACGUAGCUGUAUUCUGGUAUACACGAAGCUGUCAUACCUGUGAUAAAGUUUUAGAAGAAUUAGAAAAUAUAGACGACGACACGGACAGUUUUGGGGUAGAUUUUGUGAAAAUAAACGAUAAAAGACUGGCUAAACAUUAUGGCAUCAAGAAUUUCCCAGCACUCACCUACUUCCGAGAGAAGGAACCAAUCAUUUACGAAGGAGAUUUAAUGGACGAAGAAAGUGUGUUGAAUUUCUUAACGAGCUUGGAAGCUUUGGAUUUACCAGAUCGAAUCGAAGAAGUGAACUCGAAAAUUUUACAAAAAAUCAUCGACGAUACGGAUUUUGUGGCCGUUCUAUUCUGUCCGGAGCAAGAUAGCUGUGCUACGAAGUCUCCCAAUAAACAAAAUUGCCGGAAAUGCGCCAAAGUACUACAAGAAUUGGAAAACAUUGACGACGAAGCGGAUCAACUAGGCAUAGGUUUCGUUAAAAUAGCGGAUGACGCGUUAGCCGAAGAAUACAAUUUGGGCGAGCUUCCAAAACUGGUGUAUUAUCGACAUCAAAUUCCAAUCGUGUACGAAAAUGAGUUGACUAAAGAGGAAGAUGUGUUAGAAUGGUUGGUACAAAAUAAAUCAACUGGAGAUGAAGACGAUGUUAUCGAAGAAGUAACCGCCAAAACACUGGAAACUCUUAUAUCAUCGGUGGAUUACUUAGUCGUUCUUUUCUACGACAACGACGAAGAAGAAUCUCAAAUUGUACUCGGUGAAUUGGAGAAAAUUGACGACGACUGCGACAGACAUGGAAUCCAGUUUGUAAAAAUAGACGACACCAAGGUAGCCCAAGAAUUUGGAAUUGAUACUGUACCUGCCAUUGUUUACUUUGAGAAGAAAAUACCAAAUUUAUACGAUGGUAAUUUGGAAAACGAAGAAGAAAUACUGGAAUGGUUAGUCAGCCAAUUAGAGAAAGACGAAAUCGAAGAUAUCACCGACGAAAUGCUCGACAGGCUGAUAAAGGACGGUAAAACCCUGGCUGUGCUGUUUUAUGACGACAACGACAGAAAGUCUUUACGAGUUCUAAACGAAUUGGAGAACAUAGACGACGAAUGCGACAAACUUGGAGUAACUUUUGUAAAAAUUGAUAAUUCGGACGAAGCUAAAGAAUACGGAAUUGAAAAAUUACCCGCACUUGUGUACUUCGAAAAAGGAAUUCCUCUCAUGUACAAAGGAAAUCUGGAAGAAGAAGAAAAAGUUUUGGCUUGGAUCGAACAUCAACUACAAAGCGACGAAAUCGAAGACGUAACCGACGAAAUGUUGGAUAUUUUAAUUGAGAGGAUGCCUCACGUGGCUGCUUUAUUCUAUGACAAAAACCAAAAAAAAAGUCAAAAAGUUCUCACCGAGUUGGAAAACAUCGACGACGAAUGCGAUCAGAAUGACAUAGCUUUUGUGAAAAUCGACGAUCAAAAAGAAGCUCAAGAAUACGGAGUGACGUCAUUACCCCAACUGAUAUUUUUUGAAAAAAGAAUUCCGCACGUUUACGAAGGAGAUUUACUAAAAGAGGAAGAAUUACUCAGUUGGCUUAUCCAUCAGAAAAGGCACAGUGAAAUACCUGAAGUGACCAAUAAAAUGGUUGAUAAGCUUGUCGAGACUGUACCUUACUUGGCUGUGUUAUUCUACGAUAAAGAUGAUAAACAAGAUAUACGAAUUUUAAACGAACUGGAAAACAUCGACGACGAAUUGGACAAAGAAGGUAUCGUUAUAGUUAGGAUAGAUAAUGACGAAGAAGCCAAAGAAUACGGAAUCGAUCACCUACCCACAUUGGUAUACUUUGAAAACAGAAUACCUGCUUUGUACGAAGGUGAUUUAAUCAACGAAGAAGAAGUACUCAGUUGGUUAAUGGAGCAAAAAUCUACUGCAACGAUCGAAGAAGUUACUGACGAAAUCUUGAAAGGAUUAGUGGAGGAGCACGAAUAUGUUUUGGUUUAUUUCAGUGGAAGAUGCGAAGAAGGCGAAAAAUGCGACAAAAUUUUAGAUGGUUUUGAAAACAUCGACGAUGAAUUGGACGAAAGUGGAAUCGUUUUUGUGACCACUGAAGACCAAAAUAUUGCCAAAGAGUACAGUAUCAAAAGUUUUCCAGCUUUAGUAUUCUUCCGCAACAAGGAACCUUUGCAUUAUAGUGGCGACCUCGAAGACGAAGAUGAAGUUUUAUCGUGGCUGAACGAAGACAGCACUUUGGAAAUUCCAGGCAAAAUCGAAGAAGUAAAUGGCAAAAUGUUGGAUAAGAUUUUAAACGAGACCGAGCAUGUCGUGGUAUUUUUCUAUAAAGAAGGCGACAAGAAAAGUCAAAAAAUUUUAGCCGAAUUGGAAAAUAUAGACGACGAAUGCGAAGAAAAAGGCAUAAGUUUUGUCAAAACGUCCGACGAUGGUAUAGAUAAAGAAUACGAUUUAGCUGAAUUACCAGCUGUUGUCUAUUAUAGAAACCGAUUCCGCAAAAUUUAUAACGGUGAUCUAAUGCACGAGGAAGCUAUAUUAGCCUGGGUGCUGGAUUUGUACGUAUCGACGCCUGAUGUCAUUGAAAGUGUGGACAGAAAAACGUUACAAGUUUUGAUCAAUGAUGUGGAGCACUUGGCUGUGUUUUUCUAUAGCGAUAAAUGCGAUACUUGCGAAUCGAUAUUGAACGAUUUAGAAACCAUCGACGACGACACAGAUAAACACGGUAUUCAGUUUGUAAAAUCCAAAGAUUCUAAACUCGCUUCUGAAUUGGGCAUAUUCAGCUUUCCAGCUCUAGUGUAUUAUGAAACCGGUGUUCCCAUCAUGUACGAUGGAAAUUUAUUGGACGAAAGCGAAGUGCUGGACUGGAUGAUGAGGCAAAAAACUGACGAAAGCAUCGAAGAUAUCGACCGAGAUGGCCUCUUCGAAUAUAUCGAUACAAAAGAAUUUUUGGCUGUGGUUUGGUAUACAGAAGACGAUGCGGCCAUGGCUCGAGUCAUCCGCCAUAUCGAAUUAAUCGACGACGAGGCUUUAGAAUAUGGGAUCAAAAUAGUGAAAUGUACCGAUAAGUUGAUGGCGAAAAAAUUUGGGUUUCGUAACUUGCCCGGAAUUACGUAUUUUCGGAAAGGCAAAUUCAUCAAUUACGACGGAGACAUCGAAGACGAUGAGGAAUUAUUAGACUGGUUAACGGAUCCUUCAAAUAUGGAAAUGACCGAUCACAUCGAAAAAGUCAAUAGAAAAAUGUUUGAGAAAAUUAGGCAAACUUCCGAUUACGUGGCGGUUUUCUUUUAUAGUGACGACUGCAAACAAUGCAAUAGAGUAUUAGCCGAAUUGGAACACAUCGACGAUGAAGCCGACGACUUUGGAAUAGAUUUUGUGAAAAUAAACGAUAAACAAUUUUCCAAAGAAAUGGGUGUUUUUGCUCUUCCAGCAGUUGUUUUUUUCAAACUGGGUUCGAAAGAACCUGUAAUUUACGCUGGAGACUUGUACGAUGAAGAGGAAAUAUUAAACUGGUUAAUGACGCAAAAGGAUCCUUCAGGAGAUGUAAUCGAAGAACUGGAGGGGGAGAAAUUACUACACGCCAUUCAUACUUCGGAAUCAUUGGCAGUCUUUUUCUGGAAUGGUACCAAAUGUGAAGAAUGUAUGUCGAAAAAAGGCCAAAAAAAGCAGAAAAAAAUUCGAGAACGCCGAGAAGAAAGCGUCGCAGAAAAUGCUGACAACGCUAUUGAUAAUGAGAUUGCUGAUCAAAUGAACGAAUGUGAUCAAUGUAGUCAAAUUUUAGAAGAGUUGGAGAACAUUGAUGACGACUGCGACCGUCACGGAAUCACUUUCGUUAAAACACAAGAUUUUUCAUUGGCAGAAAAUUUCGGAGUAUCAGAGCUACCUUCGUUGGUGUAUUUUGAAAAUCAAAUCCCGAACAUGUUUGAAGGCGAUUUAACGGAAGAAGAAGAGGUACUUCAGUGGUUGAUCACACAGAGGACGGAAGAUCGAAUAGAACUGAUCACCAGAGCAAUGCUAGAAGCGAUGGUUGAGGACACGCAAUACUUGGCUGUGUAUUUCUAUAAGGAAACGUGCCACAUUUGCGAUCAAAUUCUGGAAGGAUUAGAAAGUAUCGAUGACGAAUGUGACGUAUUUGGAAUCCAUCUCGUCAAAAUUCAAGAUCCUCAGUUAGCCAAACGUUACUCCAUCAAAACCUUUCCCGCUUUAGUCUAUUUUCGAAAUGGCAAUCCUCUUUUAUUUGAAGGAGAUCUACAAAACGAAGAAUCAGUUUUGGAAUGGCUUAUUGACGAUGAUAAUCGCGAAUUAGCAGAUGAAAUCGAAGAAGUGAACAGUCGUAUGCUGGAAAGAUUACUGGAUGAGUCGCUAUUUCUGGCUGUAUUUUUUUAUGACAAAGACUGUGAAGACUGCGACGAUAUUUUGGAAGAGCUGGAAAUUAUAGACGGCGAAGCUGACUUAUUUGGUAUCGAUAUGGUAAAAAUAUCAGAUUCCGAAGCGGCUCAAAAAUAUGGAAUCGUAAACAUGCCUUCUUUAGUAUAUUUCAGAAAGCGUAUCCCAUUACUAUACGAUGGCGAUUUGUUGGAUGCGGAAAAAAUUCUAACCUGGUUAACGUCACAAGAUGUUUUUGAAAUCAAAAAUGAAAUUGAAGAAGUGAAUAGAAAGAUGUUGUCAAAACUCCUGGAUGAAAAUGAAUUUUUGGCUGUUUAUUUUUAUGAAAAGAAUUCACCGAUCAGUAUGAAAGUGUUGGAUCGUUUGGAAAGAAUAGACGGUGAAACUGAUGAUAUGGAUAUAACUUUUGUAAAAAUGGGUGAUCCACGGUACGCCCGAAAAUGGGGUGUAACAAAACUGCCAGCCAUAGUUUACUUUAGAAAUAGAUUUCCUAGCAUUUACAGAGGAGAAUGUGAAUCAGAAGAUGAAGUAUUAGACUGGUUAAGAAAAAACCGAUACCGGCAGCCAGAAUUGAACGUAUUCAUGUACGGUUUGAUAGCCCUUACUCUGGCAUUUGUCAGUUACACCAUAUUCCUUCUAUAUGGAUUCCCUAAUCACCCAAAGACAUCGUAAUAUGCCAAAUUUCUCUGUUAUUUUACUUAUUAGCAAGUUAUCUAAUUAUUUAAGGUUCGUAGGAAUUUGAGUUUGUAAUAUACAGGCUAUUCAAUAAUGUUGAAGAUCAUGUCGAGAAUUUUUAUGCUGCAAGGAUAUUGUCUCAUAACUUAAUAUCAGUCAUCAACUUUCAUCAUUCAUUGCUGUAUAAAAAUUCUCAUAAGCUUUCAGCUCUAUGGUGGGUUUUCUUUGACUUUUUUUUUUUUUUUUUUUUUUUUUUUGAGAAAAAUUGGAGGGAAGAUUUAAAGGACUGCAGAAAAUAUUUUGAAAUCUUGACUUAUUUCAAAUUUUAAAAUUUACAUUGAAAAUUUUUUAAAAAGUUACUCAGCGAUAAUUGAUCAUAAUUAUCAUCCAUUUAGAGGCAGGUGAGUAAACAGUUUUUGAUUUUUUUUUUCAUCUUUCCAAGAAUUUUGCCUAACGUACAAAAAUAUUACGAUUUUGGACCGACUCAAAAGUUCAGUUGAAUGACCUAAAAAAGUGAAAAAAAAAUUCAAAAACGGUGUUCUUACUUCUAAGUGAAAAAAUCAAAAUUUGUUUGGAUUUUCAACAUAAAUUUUAAACCUGGUAGAAAAGUGAUGGAUCAAGUCAGGAAUCCAAAAUGAUUCCGGUGGUGUUUUGAGGCCCUCCUACAACUUAUAAUAAUCUGAUCCACCUCCACUUUUCUGAGAGAAAAAGUCAAGACGACCCAUUCUAUUGAACACCCUGUAUGCAAAGUGUCGGAUGAGCGGAAGAGUUAACUGAACGUAGAUAUUUAUAGAGGUUCCAGAAAUCACCAACAUAAAAAUUAAAUAUAUAGGUAAUUAUUUUUUAAAAAAUUAUUUUGACAAUUUGAGGGAGGAAUCACUUUUUUAAAACAUUUGUUCAAUGAAUUUAAAUCAAACUUCCAUUCGCCCCUUCUAUUUGACAAACCAGCAACCUGCACAUCCAACGUUUUUUUUUCGUCGUGGCAUUUCAUUUUAGGUAGAUAAUCUUCGUUAAUUCUAAAUUUGUAUCUAUAAUUUACCAUGUGUUUCAUUUUUGUUUAUUUGUUUUUUUCAUGUGUAUCUAUCGAUUUUAAAUGUCCAUUUCAUUUUUGUCGAAGUGAACAUAAAUUAAUUGAAAAAUGAAUAAAAUGUUUUGUAUCAAA
Molecule: messenger RNA, 6652 nt
Organism: Planococcus citri (citrus mealybug)
Lineage: Eukaryota; Metazoa; Arthropoda; Insecta; Hemiptera; Pseudococcidae
Gene: hlk
Product: hulk
Exons: 35
Coding region: 223-5487 (1754 amino acids)
Source: RefSeq, a predicted model, not a curated record